Exserohilum turcica Et28A is the source of this 507-nucleotide messenger RNA. RefSeq lists its product as uncharacterized. NCBI's taxonomy places the organism in Eukaryota, Fungi, Ascomycota, Dothideomycetes, Pleosporales, Pleosporaceae. The transcript has a single exon. Bases 34 to 198 code for a protein of 54 amino acids. The record is from RefSeq and is a predicted model, not a curated record.
GCUGUUUGGUUCCUCAGUGUCCAGUGGACUAAGAUGAACUAUGCUUUAAAAUUUUUGGUAUCAUCAGGGAAAGGGGAUAGGGGUGCUGACGAGGGUGCCACGUACCUUUUUUGCUGGCCUUUGUCAUCGUUGCAACACGGUAGCUAUAAUAACCUGCGCGGCAAGUCUCAGGCCGCAUUCAAUCGAGCUGCCGUGUGAGUCACACCUACUGCGUGAGCGCUACAAUAUAGGUGUACCCUCUGUUAGUAAACUGUGCAUGAGAGGACAGCGAGCGAUUCGCGACACGCGCCGUGGGAGAAGGGGCUCCUCAUCAGGCCGGCAAUUCCAUGUCCGAAAGAUCGGCAUCAGUGACUGCAACUCCGUCUCUCCUAGGAGACCCAGCUAGCGACGUAACAGCAGGGAGUAGUUAACUCCAGCGUCAACAGUAGUCGCCGAGCCUUCAAUGAAUACGAGAUUAUCGAUUUCGGGGGUGCCGAGUUCGGGAAAAUUUGCGGAAGUGUGCAUUGU